AUGCAGUGGCUUGACUUCCUGCAUCCGGGCAACGAGUACUUACCCCUCACCUAUCCUUCGGAUCCCGAAACGCUCGAUUAUUUCAAUGAGACGUUGCCACUCUACGCCGCCAUAUUCACGGGAAAAAUUGCGGCUCGGAUGAAGGACCUCAUACUCCAGACACCGCGCAUCUUCCGAUACGUCGUCGAAGUUUGGCUUCGCGCACCGGAAUAUCUGGCUGUUGGCACAUGGUUCUUCUACCAUGAUCGCUUCUUCCUCGACCUCGACUACAUCAUGGACGCGAUGCACGGCCUGCUGUACAUGCAGUCUGAACGCUCGGAUAUAGCGACUAUCGGUCCCGUUCUGAAGGCGCAGGUCAUGGCAGCAGUCAAAUCCCGCGUUGUAGACCUAUACAAGUGCGCCAUCAACCUCUUACAGGUCUGCUUCGAUCUGGAAGACGCAGACGACUGGGUCGACCGUAUCAUCGAGCUCCACAUAUUGCUUCUGACCACCUUCGUCGACGAAAUCCCCCUGGCGCACUACCCGCGAGACCUGAUGCGCAGUAUCGUUCAGCAGGCUCUGAGAACGCGCACAGAGAAGCAGAAGUGCAACAUCUGCAACUUUGUCGGGUUCAUCUGGCACCUAGACAAGAACAGCCGCUCGAUGGCAUGGGCCAUCCGCGACAGUAUUCUACCUCUCAUCAUCGCGAACGGCAAAACCGCGGCUGGAGAGUUGACCUACGCGAUGAACAAGGUCGCUUUCAGGUCGGUCUACCUGCCUGUGGUCCGCGCGCUUGGAGCCAACGGCGGCCCUCCUGCAUUCGCCGGGCCGGCGUGGGGUAACAACGAGGCGUACUCUGUCAACUUGGACAAAGAGCUGCAGAGGCGUGUGAAGAUUGCGCGCAGUCUGCACUACGGUGUCUGCUCUUAUCCAGACUGCGGUUCCGCCAGUGGGGAGAAAGCUGUGAAGACGCGCCGCUGCGUGUGCUUCGACGCAUUCUACUGCUCGAGAGAAUGUCAGCGCGCGCAUCGUAAGGUGCAUAAGAAGAUAUGUGUAGACCGAGCCCAUCGACAGCUGGAUCCCGGGCUGCCCUUCAAAAACCCGCUUGAAGCCUUCUUCGUGAGCAAGCUCACGUUGGACCACAUUGAGCGCUCCCGCGACGAGAUCCUUGCCCGUAUCAAGAAGAGUAUGGAAGACAAUCCGCAGGCGCUCACCUGCAUCGUCGAGGUCAACCUUGCGACGCUACCUGCGCCCACGUACAAAGUCCGCGCCCUGUCGUCCUACGCGCCUGAGUUGGUGCAGAGAAUGAUGCGGCCGGACGAGGUGCUUGUUAAGGCGAGGCUGAGGGCGAUGGAUCCUGUCAUCACGGAGCUUGUGGUUUGUGUCCUUCGCCUCGCGCUAUCAGAUUUGUCUGUCCGGGCGUACUGA
Messenger RNA from Schizophyllum commune H4-8, 1407 nucleotides. RefSeq lists its product as uncharacterized. The transcript is spliced from 3 exons. Bases 1 to 1407 code for a protein of 468 amino acids. The record is from RefSeq and is a predicted model, not a curated record. Lineage: Eukaryota; Fungi; Basidiomycota; Agaricomycetes; Agaricales; Schizophyllaceae.